AUGCAUCAGCUCAUAAGGGAGCAGAUGGACGCGGCUGUGGCGGCCGGGUUCACAGUCAUGCGCGCAUGGAGCCAUGGGGUCACCCAAAACUACGCCCUGCAGACAUCUCCGGGGGUCUACAAUGAAGCCAUGUUCAGGGGGCUUGACUUUGCGCUGGAUGAGGCGCGCCAGCGCAAUGUCAAGGUCCUCCUGGCAUUUGUGGACAACUGGCAGAGCACUGGGGGUGUGGAUGAGUAUGUUAAGUGGACAGGCGACUCCACAAAGACCCAUAAAGAUUUCUACACUGACCCCGUCAUCAUGGGCUGGCGCGUCCCUGAGUACAAGGACUAUGUGAAGACUGUCAUCAAUCGCGUGAACACGAUCAAUGGGCGAAGCUAUGGAAAUGAUCCCACCAUCUUUGCAUGGGACUUGUUGAAUGAAGCGCGCUGCCAGAAGUGUGCCAAUAACACCAUUGCGAAAUGGGUGGAGGAGAUGGCUCCCUAUGUGAAGAGCCUGGAUCCCAACCACCUCCUCACCCUUGGAGAAGAAGGGUUCUAUUCCACGUCCACCCGCCGGCUCUCCACAAACCCUGGAGCUGAGAAUGGCGCAACCUGGCCUUCCGAGGAGGGACAGGAUUUCAUUGCUGACCACGCCUCGCCCUCCAUUGACUUUGCCACCAUCCACUCCUGGAUUGACAACUGGCAGGAUGUGGAUGAGGACUUCCAACGCUGGUGGAUUCGAACUCAUGUUCAAGUUGCAUGGGCCACCCUGAAGAAACCGCUCAUCUUGGAGGAGUUUGGCAAGUGGUUGAACAGCACUGUGAAUGCUACAAUGGAGCAGCGAGACAAGUACUUUGGCAUUGUCUACGAUGAGUGUGAGAACAACAUCGAUCUUCCCGGCUCCUCACUGAAGGGAGUGGGCUUCUGGGAAUGGUUUGCCGAGGGUCAACAGGGGCCGACAAGCGAGGGGGGAGGCCAGGGUCUCUAUGGUAUCUACGAGUCAGACGCCACCUUCAAGCUCAUCAAGCAGAACGUGGCGUUCCUGAACAGCAAAUCCGCUCCCUCGCCUGAUGGCUGCAAGCCCAAAACUGCGCCGCCUGUUCCUGGCACUGGCAACAGCACCUGCAUCAACACUGAUGGCGGGUUCACCUGCCAGUGCUGGAGGGGGUUCACAGGGGACGGUACCAAGUGCGAUGCAACGCCGGCAGUGGCCCAGCUGGAGAGCGCCUACUCCACAGAAGCAACCCAGGGGCCGCUCAUCUGCGAUAUCAAGUACCCCCAGAUUGCACCCGGCUUUGUGUACGACCCCACCGGCUCCAUCCAGAAGAACGCCUUCAAGAAUGGCAAGCAGGACGGUGUGGGCAACAGCGCUCCCAUUCUGAGCCUGACACAGUGCCUGAUUGCCUGCGAAUCCGCACCCGGCUGCAGCGCGGUCGUGUACAGCCCUGACGACCAGAAUUGCUUCCUCAAGGGGUGCCCCUCCGAGUACGCAGUCAGCUGCCCGGUGCCGCCGACGUCGGGAUCCCCCGGUGGGCCUGGGGGGCCCACCCAGGCCCCUCCCUCGCCACCGUCGCCCCCCGCCGCUCCGUGCACGCUGCAGCCCUGGCAGUACAACUAUGCUUGCACCUUCGUCCAGAACAAUCCGGACGUCAUGCUGGCUCCGGCGCCAAACAGCAAGGUCAUUCCCAAGUACUCAGCCGGCGCUGGCAACAAUGUGUCCAGCAUGUCAACGCUGCCUGGCACCCUGGCAGGGCUGGCACCGGAUGCAGCACCAGCAAGCCAGCAGCCUGCACUAGUGGAGCCCCCAAAGAGUCCCCCACCGCCGCCCACCGCACCGCCGCCGAGUGCCCCACCGCCCGCAGCAGGGGUCCUCCCCAGCAGCACCAUCGCAUCAGCGCUGACCGGUACUCAGGCCGCAACGCCGCCAAUUGCUGCGGCUGCGCCCGCUGCCGAGACAACCGGAGCGCCUCCGACGCUGGGAGCGGGAAUCUCUAGUGUCAAGAGUGCGACGCCGCCUGCAGCGGGGACAGUAGAGCUGCCCGCAAAUCCCAGCCCAGAGGUCAGACAGCAGUCGAUUUCGGCUGGCAAGUGAAUUUUUGAUCUGCCGCAUGGUUGUUUGGGACAUUGCCAACUUAUACGGGACAUGCUUCAGAGAGCACGCAUGACAUGCGAAACAGCAAUUUUGCCCUUGUGUGGACUCCACACUGGACUCCAGUGUGCAGUGAGCAAUUGCGGACAUACACGCCAGUCCUCAUAGCAUUGUCAGCUUUAAACGGCAUCAGCAUGUGCAUUGUCCUCUCUUUGCUGCCCAUUCCCACUUUCUGCCCUGAUUUUGGCAUGUCAAGACAUGUCCAGGCUUGUUGCCCUCCGGCUAAAACAAUGAUGGAGGGUGAAGCAAAAAAGAUGAUAAUGUUGUGAACAUGUCAUUAGGAGAUGCAGACAAGAAGCUCAAAAUGAUGUCUGAUGAGGGAACUUGGCAAUUCUGCUUUGGAACUAUUUUGUGAGGGCAAUCCCUUCCAGAGAGUCGGUGAAUGUGCGUCGCUUACACACAUGUGAUCCAAGAAUUAGUUGCCAGAGCAGCUGCAGAUUUGCAGAUCAUCAAAUCAGCCUGGUUGGCUGGCAAAGAUGUAAUGUUUGUCUCAAGUC
This is a messenger RNA of Coccomyxa subellipsoidea C-169, 2624 nucleotides long. RefSeq names its product glycoside hydrolase. Lineage: Eukaryota; Viridiplantae; Chlorophyta; Trebouxiophyceae; Coccomyxaceae. Gene Ontology annotation, molecular function: hydrolase activity, hydrolyzing O-glycosyl compounds. The transcript has 14 exons. The coding region runs from base 1 to 2070 and encodes 689 amino acids. The record is from RefSeq and is a predicted model, not a curated record.